Xenopus laevis (African clawed frog) is the source of this 1744-nucleotide messenger RNA. Its product is annotated as serine dehydratase-like. Lineage: Eukaryota; Metazoa; Chordata; Amphibia; Anura; Pipidae. The record is from RefSeq and is a predicted model, not a curated record. The transcript is spliced from 12 exons. Bases 740 to 1717 code for a protein of 325 amino acids.
UUUGUAGCAUCAACUGGAAGCUCGGGCACAUUGAUGAACAUGGCUGAGCAGAGAAAGAGAAUGCCAGCUAACUGGAGCCUCAUCCUUGACAACAAUGCCAACCAAUGGGACUAAGAGAUAUUAUAACCAGAUGGAAAUGAAAACAAUGUGACAGGCUCAUAUGCUGGGGAAGGAGAAUGGUAAAACACGAAGAAGUAGAAUUGAAGAGAAUAUCAAUGUGUGUGACAAUGCCUGGAUUCUUGCAAAGAGCAAAAGGCCGGUUGCCUUAAGGAGUGAAGUAUUUUAAGGGACACUGAGGUUCCUUUCAAAUCUCACUGCUUUUCUAUAUACUGAAAGUCCAAUCUUUAUCAUCUUUGGGAAAUGGAGGCAUCUCAAAUUCAAGAGACCGUGGUCAUCGGUUUGCCAUCUGUGCAUCACCAGCACUAAUACUCCUGAAAGUGUCUUAUUUCUCCCAUAUGUCAUCUUUGAGAUUUCGAGUAAAGCUGGUCAAAGACGCAAAGAUCUCAUCGUACGAAUCGAGGAUGGUUUGUGUGGCAUAGGUGGGGGAGUCCAAGGAUACUGUACAUGUAGAGCAGGCACUCCCUCAGGACCUUGAUCUGUUAUCUGUAAAGUGUUUAAAGAUUGUUUGAGGCAAAGCGGUCAGUGUGGAUGUCAGGCUGCAUGCUGUCAAGGCCUUAGUACUGAGCUGUACAAAUGUGACAAAGUUCUCUGCUGAGAUCAGGUUGUGCUUCUUUAAGAGAUGGAUUUUGCAGAGCAAGCUCCUUUUCAUAUUGUCACUCCUCUGAAAGAGAGUCGUGCUUUAUCCAAAUUGGCUGGGACUGAAGUUCUCAUGAAACUGGAAAAUGUUCAGCCUGCAGGGUCUUUCAAGAUACGUGGGAUUGGACACUAUUGUCAGAAGCUUGCGAAGAAAGGCUGCACGAGGUUUGUCUGUUCCUCAGGGGGUAAUGCUGGGCUGGCAGCAGCUUAUGCUUGUAGGGGACUGAACCUCCCAGCAACCAUUGUUGUUCCACAAAGUACUGGAGCAGAUAUUGUACAGAAGCUGCAGGAUCUGGGAGCUGAUGUUGUGAUAAUUGGAAAAGUCUGGGAUGAUGCUGAUGCACAUGCUCACCAGCUGACUGAAACUCCUGGCAGUGUGUAUAUCUCUCCAUUUAACCAUCCUCUCGUCUGGGAAGGCCACUCCAGCCUUGUGUGUGAACUAAAGGCCUCUUUGGGUUCUCAGAAGCCAGGGGCACUGGUUGUUUCUGUAGGGGGUGGUGGGCUCCUGGCUGGGCUAGCUGAAGGGAUGAAGAAGGUGGGUUGGACUGAUAUUCCCAUAAUUGCAAUGGAGACUAAAGGUGCCCACUGUUUGAAUGCAGCUCUUGAAGCAGGAAAACCCAUCAGCCUUCCAGAUAUUACCAGUGUUGCCAAGUGUCUCGGUGCCAAGACAGUAUGUGACAGAGCCUUUGAGUGUACAAGGGAGCACAACGUUAUUUCCAUUACUGUUGAUGACAGAGAAGCCAUACGAGCUGUGGAAAUGUUUUUGGAUGAUGAGUUAAUUUUUGUGGAGCCUGCAUGUGGAGCUGCCCUUGCUGCUGUCUAUUCAGGACAUAUCCAACGCCUGCAGCAGGAGGGAAUCUUGAAGACACCCCUUGACCCCAUUGUGAUGGUAGUGUGUGGAGGCAGUUCGAUCAGCAUUUCUCAGCUAAAACACUUCAAAUCCCAGCUGAAUAUGAAUUGAAAACUCCAAUAAAAUCGAAUUAUUCCC